AUGGCGGCCGGGAGAGUAUCCGGGUGUGUCCUUCGGUCAUUACAGCUCGAGACACGGCCAAUUGGCACAAGAUUCCCCACGCGGCCACCUCACAGCCUUACGAAAACGUCUCUCCAACGACAACGCUUCUCAAAUACCCCGCGACGCUCGAUACAACCAGCGGAACAGCCCGGCUUCCACUCCAUUCUCGACAACCCACCCGAACUCGUCAGAACAGGUCGCAAACAUGGCCCCGGUCUUAUUAUUCUCGCUAUUAUCCCAGUCACCGCAUUCAUCCUCGGCACCUGGCAAGUGAAGCGGCUCGAAUGGAAGACCGACCUGAUCGCCAAAUGCGAGGACCGGCUCGUCCGGCCGCCCCUCCCACUCCCACCACGAGUCGACCCAGACGCCAUCGCCGAGUUUGACUUCCGCCGAGUGUAUGUGACGGGCAAGUUCAGGCACGACCAGGAGAUGCUUGUCGGCCCGCGCAUGCGUGACGGCGAGCAGGGCUACAUGGUGGUGACGCCGCUUGAGCGGGAGGGGGACAAGGGCGCUACGGUGCUGGUUAACCGCGGUUGGGUGUCGAAGAAGCACGCUUCACAACGCUCGCGGCCAAUGGGUCUGCCCACGGGGGAAGUCACGGUGGAGGGUCUGCUAAGAGAGCCGUGGAAGAAGAAUAUGUUUACGCCAGAUAACCGACCGGAUAAGGGAGAGUUUUACUUUCCGGAUGUCAAGCAGAUGGCGGCUUUGACGGGCAGUCAGGCGGUUUGGGUGGAACAGACAAUGGACCCUGAUUACUUCCAAUUCUUGGAGUACCAGGAGCGCGGAAUCCCGAUUGGGCGGCCGGCCGAGGUAAAUCUACGCAACAACCAUGCGCAGUACAUCUUCACCUGGUAUGGCCUUGCGGUGGCAACGUCAAUAAUGUUCUACAUGGUGGUCAGGAAGCCGCCGUCUGAUAUCACCCGAAAGGUUCGCCAUAACACAAAAUGGUAA
Molecule: messenger RNA, 972 nt
Organism: Dichotomopilus funicola
Lineage: Eukaryota; Fungi; Ascomycota; Sordariomycetes; Sordariales; Chaetomiaceae
Product: cytochrome oxidase assembly protein shy1
Exons: 4
Coding region: 1-972 (323 amino acids)
Biological process (GO): mitochondrial respiratory chain complex IV assembly
Cellular component (GO): mitochondrion; membrane
Source: RefSeq, a predicted model, not a curated record